AAAAUUGAAGACUGUAAUUUAAACAAUAGUUCAAUCUUUAAUUGACCUCAUUUUAACUUACUAUAUAAUUUUUCGUCAAACGAUUGAAUUCGAUAGUCGUGUCAAAUCUAUGAUUGGUUAGUAAAGGUGUAUUCGUAACAAAAGAAGGUUUUAUCUUUUUUUCUAAAGUCACGAAAAAUAAUGUCAAAAUACAUAGCCUGCCUUUUGGUACUAUUAAGUGUCAGCAAAUUAUCUAUGGCUACCAUUUUACGUGGUACAAGAAUGAAAGAAGGCCAAUUUCCUUGGCUUGUUCAAUUCCAAACAAUAACACCCUGCGGUGGAGUGCUACUAGCUCCUGACUGGGUUCUUACCGCAGCUGAGUGUGUUCAGUACAAACGAAAUUCCAUUACUCUGUAUGCUGCUGGUUUGAAUAGUACUGACUCUAGUCAGACUGUCAGUGUGAAGGCAACCUACAUAUUUCCAGAAUAUAAGGCAUACGCCAACCAUCCUGACUAUGGUAAUAAUGUCGCCCUGAUCAAGCUGGUACAAGCAUUUGAUAUCUGCAAUGAGAACGUACGCCUUCUUGACAUUGCUCCAUUGACAUUAGAUGAUAAUUACAAGUCUUGUAUGAUAUUUGGAUGGCAGAGUUACAUUGCACUGAAUGAUAAGAUCCUUGCCAAGCCAGUAUAUUAUAGUCAGGUGUUUCUUAAUUCCUGGAAACUCUGCGCAUACAUGCUCCGUGGCAAUGCCAGCUAUAACAAUGUCUUUUGCUCAAUGGUUGAAAUAAAAGAUGACAUGAAAGCUUGUGCUGGCAAUCCUGGUUCUCCGGUUGUAUGUGAGAACCAAUUUCAAAGAAUGGUUCUCGUAGGCAUAGCCACCUUUUCAAACUUUUCCUUGAGCUGUGAUGAUUUUCCUAUUUAUCUUGGUGUAAACGCGUUUAGGUCUUGGAUGUACAAUGUGAUAUUUAAUGAGAGAAAGAGUGAUGAAGGAGAAGCCGAGUUAAAACAUAGUGUUUGUGAUUAUAGGAAAUAUAUUGGUGGAAUAUUCAUGGACCAUAAUUUACAAAAUCAUACUGAUCUUGUGAAUUUGGAUGGACAGCCAUUACUACUAAGGAAUAUUUCCGUUUCUAAAGUACCUGAAAUUGAGUUGAAACUAGAACCACCUUUACCUGACAAUUAUCUGAAUGAUUAUCCAAGAAUUCCAGUAGAAUAUGGAGCACGCGAGACUAUGUCUAUGGGGAACAUCGCCAAAGAACGAGAUGACAGUCUCAGUCAAUAUCAAGAAAUAGGAAUCAAGAACGUAUUUCAAAAAACGAAUAAUAUAACAAGAAUUGUAACUAAAAGUCUCUAUGAUAUUUCGGAGCAUGAAUCAGCGACUUCCGAGUUGGAACUUGCAUUCUUGAUACCUUUUGAAUAUGAAGAAUAUGAGAAAUCUUUAGGCUCACUAAACUUACCCUUUGUGGCACAAAAUCCAAUACUAUAUGUAAUGUUUGUUUUAGAAUUGACCCUUUACAAUUCAUAGCAUGUUUUAAUUUUACAUAUGCAUCGUACAUAAUAUACAACGUAAUUUCUAAUA
Messenger RNA from Cephus cinctus (wheat stem sawfly), 1554 nucleotides. RefSeq names its product tonin-like. The transcript is spliced from 3 exons. Gene Ontology annotation, biological process: proteolysis. The record is from RefSeq and is a predicted model, not a curated record. NCBI's taxonomy places the organism in Eukaryota, Metazoa, Arthropoda, Insecta, Hymenoptera, Cephidae. Gene Ontology annotation, molecular function: serine-type endopeptidase activity. The coding region runs from base 181 to 1500 and encodes 439 amino acids.